Thalassophryne amazonica is the source of this 2771-nucleotide messenger RNA. Its product is annotated as serine/threonine-protein kinase 38-like. The record is from RefSeq and is a predicted model, not a curated record. The coding region runs from base 351 to 1742 and encodes 463 amino acids. The transcript has 14 exons. Gene Ontology annotation, biological process: intracellular signal transduction; peptidyl-serine phosphorylation. NCBI's taxonomy places the organism in Eukaryota, Metazoa, Chordata, Actinopteri, Batrachoidiformes, Batrachoididae. Gene Ontology annotation, molecular function: ATP binding; protein serine/threonine kinase activity.
GGUCUCAGGAAGCAGCGGUUCGCGUUUUGCAUUUUAUGCGGAGAUAGACAGUAGAAGGGCUGAAUUUUGAGCUUGGAGGAUGCGAGUGAAGACAGCAAAAUAUUCGUAAAAUAUUUUAGAUUAGUUUGCUGUCACCCUCAGAGGAUUUUUAGUUUUGAAGCAUAUGUGUAUUUUGACGAUGUUUGCCGUGCGGUAUCAUAGGGUAAGCUAUAUUAACUGUAGCCUCUAGCCUUCAAAUGCCUAAAUAUUAGGCACAAAAAUACCGAAAAAAAUAUAUAUAUUUAUUUCAGUUGUGUGGUGGGCUGGCGCCAAGCCAAUAAUUGACUCUGGAGCAGGACACGGAGGAUAGUAUGGCCAUGACGGGAGGGACUGCAGCUGCCCUUCCCAUGAGCAACCACACCCGAGAGAGGGUGACUGUGGCCAAGCUGACGCUGGAGAACUUCUACAGCACUCUGCUCACCCAGCAUGAAGAGCGGGAGAUGAGGCAGAAAAAGCUGGAGAAGGCCAUGGAAGAAGAGGGUUUGCCAGAUGAGGAGAAGGUAAUGCGUCGCUCCCAGCACGCACGUAAAGAGACGGAGUUCUUGCGACUAAAGAGGACAAGACUUGGCUUGGAUGACUUUGAAUCCCUUAAAGUCAUCGGGCGAGGUGCUUUUGGAGAGGUCCGUUUGGUGCAGAAAAAAGAUACGGGGCACAUUUAUGCCAUGAAGAUAUUGAGAAAAGCCGACAUGCUGGAGAAGGAACAGGUUGCUCACAUUCGAGCUGAGAGGGAUAUUCUGGUAGAGGCAGACGGUGCAUGGGUGGUCAAAAUGUUUUACAGCUUCCAGGACAAGAGGAAUCUCUACCUCAUUAUGGAGUUCCUGCCUGGAGGUGACAUGAUGACUCUGCUGAUGAAGAAAGACACGCUGUCUGAAGAGGCCACUCAGUUCUACAUCGCAGAGACGGUUCUGGCCAUCGACUCCAUUCACCAGCUGGGCUUCAUCCACAGAGACAUCAAACCAGACAACCUGCUGCUGGACUCCAGGGGGCACGUGAAGCUGUCAGAUUUCGGCCUGUGUACGGGACUGAAGAAAGCCCAUCGCACAGAGUUUUAUAGGAACCUGACGCACAAUCCGCCCAGUGACUUCUCCUUUCAAAAUAUGAAUUCCAAAAGGAAAGCAGAAACAUGGAAGAAGAAUCGGAGGCAGUUGGCUUAUUCCACUGUGGGAACUCCGGACUACAUUGCUCCCGAAGUCUUCAUGCAAACGGGAUACAACAAGCUGUGUGACUGGUGGUCUCUGGGGGUCAUCAUGUAUGAAAUGCUCAUCGGCUACCCGCCUUUCUGCUCAGAGACACCGCAGGAGACAUACAGGAAGGUGAUGAACUGGAAGGAAACCCUCGUCUUCCCACCUGAAGUCCCAAUUUCGGAGAGGGCCAAAGACCUCAUACUUAGGUAUUGCACUGACGCUGAGAACAGGAUUGGAGCUGUGAGUGUGGAGGAGAUUAAAAGUCACUCGUUCUUUGAGUCGGUGGACUGGGAACACAUCAGAGAACGUCCAGCAGCCAUCUCCAUCGAAAUCAAGAGUAUUGAUGACACAUCCAACUUCGAUGACUUUCCUGAAUCAGACAUCCUUCAGCCAGCCAAUGCAACAGAACCAGACUUUAAGUCCAAGGACUGGGUGUUCCUGAACUACACAUACAAGCGCUUCGAGGGGCUGACACAGCGAGGCACUAUCCCCACGUACAUGAAGGCAGGAAAGGCCUGACGUGCUAAAGGAGGCGUGAGACCUUCACGGACACAGUGUUGGGCCACAGAGCCCCGCUGGUGCUGACCUUUAACCCUCAUCACAAGUUAGCUCUGCUCAGCCAACGCAAGAUCGCCAAGAGUUUGCAAAUUAGGGAGAGUUACAGCAUUACCUCGGGUGUUUAUAUCGUAAUGUGGCGUCUUUAGCAUUAGCUCUCAGGCCUGAUGACUAACACAGACACCAGAUCAGCAUAUCUGCAUGUUCAGCAGCAUAUUGCUCAUGGAGAGGACUUUUGCUGCCUAAAGGAUUUGGUUUGAACGAAGCUUGAUCACAAAUGUCCACUUCAGUAUCUUCACUUCGAUAGAUUCAACACUGGUGGGAAAAAUGGCAUUUCCAAAACUGAAGUCUUGUUACAAACACUGUACACUCUGUGUCCGGACACUUUGUGUGAGAGAAUCGCAAUUUACUCAUGUUUUUCAUGCAUUUAAAAAGCUUCUUCCAGAAUAAUACCCAGAGUUUUUGCUCACUUUUUUCAUUCCCACAGCAGGUGGUUUUUGCCAUUUCUUUUUGCAGUUUACAACAAAUUUCAGAGUAGAUAUUUAUAAAAUUCUUAUAUUUAUAUCAUGCAGAAGGUUAGCAGAUCCCAGUGGAAUCUGAAAUUGCACUGUGACAUUGGGUUCAAGAUCCAUCAUAGAUAUUCUUGAGUGAAUUUUCACCAAGUGACUGGAGACACUUUGCAUAAAAUGCAUUUAAAUGCAAUGUGAUUUAAAAUUCAUUAAUUCUGCAGUUGACUUCUGUUCUUUAUAUUCAUGAAAGUCAAAACUGACUCCUGCCUGAUUUCUAAAAUAAAGACUACAUACCUCAGCCAAAAACCUAAAAAAAAAAAAAAAAAAUCUUUGCUGCAGUGAGGAAAAAAAGACUAAAAUUCUCAAUGCAGAUCCACUUUAAAAUGUUAUGGCACUGCAAGCCAGACCCAAUGUAAAAUUAAGUUCAAAGGAUUUUUUUUCCAUUUGCAUUUAGUUUAUAUUUGUACAAUACACCCCCCCCCCC